AUGAAGGCCAUUACAAUCUGCUCUCUUCUCCUGUCUGUCGGCUCUGCUAUAGCUGCCCCUGCUAAGCGGACUGAGCAAGCCAUUACUAUCAGCGGCCUCUCUGCAUCUCAAACCGCCCAGGAAGGAUAUAUCACCUUCACCCUAAAGGACCCCAACUACGACGCCUCCACCGGUGCUAAUGUAAUCUGGAACCGCCCCGGCAGCCCCAAUGCCGGCGCUCGCACUAGCGACGGUGCCUACUAUGUGAGAUUCCCGGGAGGUGUGAACGACAUUGCGGUCUUUACCUUGGAGGUUCAGCGGGUCAAGGGCGCCGAGAGAGUCUCUGUCACUCUCAAUGACAAUGGAAACGGCAGUGCUCCGGGCACAAAGUGGUCGUGCACCUCGACCAAUGACUCUGUUGCGGGGAUAAUUGAGAAGUGUACCUAUGAUGGUGACAUCACAUUGACUCCUUUCAAUUCCUGA
Molecule: messenger RNA, 462 nt
Organism: Aspergillus pseudoviridinutans
Lineage: Eukaryota; Fungi; Ascomycota; Eurotiomycetes; Eurotiales; Aspergillaceae
Exons: 2
Coding region: 1-462 (153 amino acids)
Source: RefSeq, a predicted model, not a curated record